Molecule: messenger RNA, 6709 nt
Organism: Oncorhynchus kisutch (coho salmon)
Lineage: Eukaryota; Metazoa; Chordata; Actinopteri; Salmoniformes; Salmonidae
Product: progestin and adipoQ receptor family member 4
Exons: 3
Coding region: 908-1834 (308 amino acids)
Cellular component (GO): membrane
Molecular function (GO): signaling receptor activity
Source: RefSeq, a predicted model, not a curated record
ACAUUGGAUUAGAGCGUCACUGUCCGGUACAGGGCAUCAAUCAUCCGAUGCGAGGGACUCGACGCCGGUGAAUAAACGAGUCACAUCUAACAAGAGUUUGGACGGAAUCUUUAUGGGAAAUGGGGGUACCAAUACGAGAGAAGAUUUGGACACGAAAAUCUGUAUUUUUUGGUGUCGGGUUGACAUCUUCCUUAUCCAUAUUUGUUUGAAAUCUCCCGGUGCAAAUCACAGCAGUAGCACGCUAACGCGUUCCAUCGCACUACAUCUGCAGUUGUUGGUCGGUGACAAACUAGCUACCGUUAGUUAGCUGUAACCAGAAUAUGUAUAUUUUUGUAAAGACAAUAGAGAUGAUUGUGCUCGAGCGUUUAGCUGCUUUUACGUUAUGACCUGCUAACGUUAGUCCUGUAUUGGAAAUCUGACCGCUAAACCCAUUCCUCUGUAGUCAGUGGUAUCAAGGUGACGGAUGGAAGUAGCUAAGCUAAAGCCACUGGACUUGUGAACCGGUGUAGAUAAACUAACUAUGGCUUAUGCUAUGUGCCGUGGAAUGUUGUACGCUAGCUAGCGACACAUUGAGUAACUAGCUAGCAGCUACCAUGAAUUAUAUUGUGUUAGCUAACCUCCGACAGAUGUUGGGUGUUAUGUCGGCAAUCAAAUGUAAUAUGUAAUGUAUACCACGGGCUUACACCAUGUAUGUGGUUGGCCUCGUCCUUGUCAACCCCUGUGGUUGACACAUGUAUCGGUUUUUAAAAGCAAACAGCGGGAUAAAAACGCUGUCACCGGGUAGUGGUGCUGAAAAGAAAGAACAUAUUUUCUGUCGCUAGCUCGCUACAGUACUGUAGCUAUGGGAGCUAGCUAGCUAUAUAGCUAGCAGCACAUUAUAGCUAGCUAACCCCCCCAGAUUCUAUCAAUGGUGUCUAAUAAAUUUUUAUUCGCAAUAAUUCUAUUAUAUGUGUAUAUAGGUGUACAGUCAUUAUUUUACUUUUUUGGCGGCGUCGUUUUAACUAUUUUGGUUGCUAUGGCAUUUUUAAAUGGACCCAGACUAUUAGACUGGGCGAAUUCACCUCCUCAUCUUCAAUUCAACAAAUACGUCCUGACUGGAUACCGACCAAUAUCUUCUGUCCAAGACUGUAUAAGAAGCCUUUUUUACAUGCACAACGAACUGGGAAACAUAUACACACAUGGUAUCCCUCUGCUCUGCUUCCUGUUCCUCAUCCCGCUCAACUUCCCCUGGUCCCAGAUCAGUGUGACAUGGCUGGGUGUGGUCCACUUCCUGGCCUGCCUGUCCCCCCAGCUGGGCUCUGUGCUCUACCACCUCUUCAUGAACCACGAGGGAGGAGAGCCUGUCUACCACACUCUUCUCACCCUUGACAUGUGUGGCAUCUGUAUGAUCAACACGCUGGGAGCGCUGCCCAUCGUCUACAGCACCCUGCUGUGCUACCCAUUCACCCGCACAGUGGCUCUGCUCGUCUACAUCCUGCUGUCCAGCUAUGCUAUCUACUCGGCCAUCACGGCGCGGAGUAGCGUGCGGCGCCUCCGCUCCUUUGCCUGGCAGGCCCUGUUCCGCUUCUCCUUCUUCCUGCUGCGCUGGGUGGGUGUGGGCGGCGGCAGCCCCACCUCGCUGCAACACUUCCUCACCAUGGACGCGCUGGCUGUACUGGGCGGGAUCAUCAACAUCUCGCGCAUCCCAGAGCGCUUCCGCCCGGGCCUCUUUGACUACUGGUGCAACAGCCACCAGAUCAUGCACGUGCUGGUGGUGGGCUCCAUCCUCUACCUGCACUGGGGUGUGCUGGACGACCUGCUCUGGAUCAACAGCCACCACUGUCCCUCAGACUGAGCCCCACUCUGCCUGGAGGGGGACCAGCGGGGAACAGGGUUUAGGACCUCUGGGGGAGGACCUCUGGGGGGGGGGCUGUUUCAAUAGGUAAUACUUGGGAAGGGAAGAUGGGAGGUGUUCAUGAAGACGUGCAUGGAAGGCCAGAUAAAGUGUUUUACAUAAUAGGGAUUGGUGCAGGCUUUGACACAUGUGCAAGAAUGUUCAUACUGUAUCUGUGUCCACCUUGCCAUUAUACAUGCGUUGCUAUUUAUAUUAGGGAACACACACAAGGAUUUGGAAAUUGGCUCACUGGUCAACACACACACACACACACACACACACACACACACACACACACACACAGCAGAGGAUCUGUGAAGAUUACACACAAAGGAGAUUAAGGAUUUGAUGUCAGAAAUACACAUAGAAAUGUCUACCAAAAAAAUCAUGAUAUGCAAGUGAAGUUACACUUGAGCAAUAGUUGAUUUGCUGUUGACUUAUCCUCAUGUGUCAAUUACCAUUUCAACCUAUGUCUUUUGUCAAAGUGGACCUUCAAUGAUGCAUUCAUUCUUUCUGAAGUAUUUUUCAGAUGUCAUUCUAUUGCAACCUAUGCAGCACAUAGCAUAUAAACGUUAGAACAAACACACACACCGCACACACUCACAGCGUAGCAUGCAUACAUGCUAGUAAUGCACAAGUAAUGCACAAAGCACUCCCAGACCCGUCACAGAGUCCUAUGGAACUACUUGAGUUACUGUGUAUUAGAGAGGAUAUUCUCCCUCUCAUUAUUUCUUCCAUGUUUGUUUGUCUUUCUCCCUUCUCUCUGGCUUUGUCUGUCUCUCUGUGGUCAGGUAUGGGUGAAGGGUAUGGGUAACUGGGUGAAGGGUAUGGGUAACUGGGUGAAGGGUAUGGGUAACUGGGUAUGGGUGAAGGGUAUGGGUAACUGGGUAUGGGUAACUGGGUGAAGGGUAACUGGGUAUGGGUGACUGGGUAUGGGUAACUGGGUGAAGGGUAUGGGUAACUGGGUGAAGGGUAUGGGUAACUGGGUAUGGGCGAAGGGUAUGGGUAACUGGGUGAAGGGUAACUGGGUAUGGGUGAAAGGGUUCAUUCCUUGGCUUGUGAGUGCUCAUUUUAUUUGAAGUUUACCUCCCUUUUAGUGCAGUCCACAUAGCCUAAAUGCUAGACUGAACUUGGAUGCUUUGUGCCAUUGAAAAUACAACCAUUUUGAAUAGGGAAUCAUGACAGAUUAUUUACGUUUACAAUUGCUAUUGUUGAGUUACAUGAAGUUACUCUUUAUUAUUGGUUAACCAAUUAAUCUUGUGAGACAGUGCAUUUUAUUUAUUCAUCAAUAUCUAUAUUUAAAGUGACAAUUCCUCACAUUUAACUGAGGAAUUUGAAUUGGUUUUGAAUCCGGAUUAUUAGAAUUAGUUCAUGACUAUAAAGUUAAAAAAUAUAUAUUUUGUUGAUUAUUGUAAUCAUGUUUGGCACAUACAGUAGUCAAUGAAAAGGGCACAUAACGUCUUAAAUGAAGAUGCCUAAAACAGACCGGAUGUCUCUCUUUAUAAUACCUGAACAAUAGUUACAUGACUGCAAGAUGGAUCUUGUUGACUGAAAAGGGAAGUUCUGCCACCAAACAGAUACCAAAUGAUUAUUACUCUACGGUAUUAGAGAGACAGUUUGUGAUGAGGGUUUUUAAAAUUAGAAUGCCCUAUUAUUAUUUGACUACUAGAAACCAGUAGGUUCCCCUGGGAGGGUGGAAAUGGCCGACAGCUAGGCUACUUUCUAGGCUUUUAACUGUCCGAGGCCAGAUAAUGAUUUGGUAUGAGGCACUGCAUUCUAUGCCAAAGCUGGACAUUAUUACUACAUAACAUAGCCCAGUUGGACUCUUUGCACUUUGUUACCCUUAGAGAGGUACAAUACUGUAGUACCAAGCUGAUCUGUGCCGUAUAGUAUUUCAUUAGACAACUGCAACCAAGCAUGAAUGAACCCCUAACCCUCUCACCAUUUUCACAACCAGUAACCCUGAGCAAACUAUUUCUGGUUACUCAGUUUUAAAGUCAAAAUUGUUGCCACUAGUUUCUGCACUGGCAUUUGAGUUUAUGCUCUGAGGAACAGUACAAUGUUUACUUUUUGGAUUACUUUAGUGUUUUAUAGAUUUUGUUCAACGAUUGACUGUAUGUGGAAGGUUGAGACCAAGCAUUUUGUUUUUUUAAUCUGCUUUGUUCUGAGGGAACUUUAACCUAGCCGUCCCAUGGACUAGUUAAGUUUGCAUGUUUCUAUGUAACAUUGCACUUUUGUAACCUAGUGCACACACUCACACAUACCCACACUAAUAACCACUUCACUCACAAGUUGCCAAAUGAUGUGUCGAGGGCCUCCGUUGUAGCACAUACUUUGCUCACAUUGAGUCAAGGGUGAGGGAGAAUGUCCCAGCCUCUCCCACACAGGCCUCAGACUGCAACCCGACUUUGACUAGUGUUAAACCGUUUCUCAGCCCCCUUGUGAAACCACCCCUGUCAUGGUGAGUACAUUACAGCCAUGGCCCCUUGUAUCGUCAUAAGCUGAAAUUGUAUUACAGUGCACUGAAUGAAACUGAUUAUUAAUGCAUGUUAGUAGCUCUCAAACGGAAAGUCAUUGUCUCAUACGAGGACUUUAACUUAGUAUUAGCCAAAUGCUUGUGCAUUGUAACAUAUGACACGUCAUGUGUCAGUCACUCCAGCUAAGAGCUUUACAUGCUGUCAGGGCAGUGGACCAUGAGUGUUAAGAGAGGAACAUACUACAUACAGUAUAUACUAAUACAGGAAUAUGAGGGACUAGAACAGAGGCAAUACAACUAUAUCAAAUAAACUGCACUGUUUAUUUAUUUUCAAAAGGGCUUUGGAUCAAAGUGAAUACCAGUAAUGAAACUUAUUUAAAGUCCAUGUAAAUACAUGUAUGUAUGUAGAUUAUAUAUACAUACAGUGCAAACAGUAUAUAACGCUGAUACUUUUUUAUACAUGUAAUUAAAGGAAAGAAAGCAGAAGUAGGAACCUGGAAUUUAACCUGUAUGUCACCUCAGACAAUGCUCUGUGUCCGAGGGAAACGGGACCUGAGGGGUGGUACUACUGUGUAUUUAAUAUCAACCACAUCCAACCUAUUUACUCAAAUAUGUGAACCCAGAUAAAACUGAUUCUUUUCAGUUCUGUUGUAGAGAUGGGUAACCGUGUGGGUUUUUGAGAGACCCAGGGCUUAAGAAUGCUUUUGCUCGAUUAAAUAUAUCCUCAUAAAAAUAAAAGAUGGGGAAGAUACAGGAGGGGGGGGCAUGUAUGAAUACCUCUGAUUACAACUGGAUAUCUAUGCAUUAUCAGAUACAAAUACAUUUACACUGUCUGAAGUGGAUGUGUGUUCAAGUGGUGUUUCUCAACUGUCACAAAAAACAAAAAGGGUCAGUUCUCUACUCAAAGGGACUCCACCACCCUGGGUUUUCCACUUCUCAGGGUGCUAUAGCCGUAGCUGUUACGUUGAGGCCAGGGGGUUCCUCUCUGAAACAUGGCUUUUAGAGCCACACACCACAGAGGCCACUGUGAGGGGCUCCGGAACUGGGCAGGGGUCCGAGGGAAGUUAAGAGUCAGCAGUAGUAGUAGAAGUAGACAUUAUUUAGGGAUUCUUGGGGUGGGCUCUGAUUAAACAAGGUGAAAUGUAUUUAAAGAGCGGUUGAGAAAAGAGUAAGACUGUGGAAAUGGGAAGAUGGGAGGGAAGAGUGGUGGGAGAAAGAACUAAAAACCAUUUUUCAGAGAUGGAACCAGGCCCACCAACAGUACCAUUUUUCAGAGAUGGAACCAGGCCCACCAACAGUACCAUUUUUCAGAGAUGGAACCAGGCCAGCCAAUGGUCAUUGUUUUAGUCUGUAUAUUCUGCUAUUCUAUGAUGAUAAUGAUGACAUGAUAUAUGAAACACUAACAAAAUGUAAUGUUUUUUUUUGUUUUUUGUACACAGGUGCCAGCUAGCCUGUUUCUGACUAUUUAUAAAGGAUUAACUGUCCACUAUUGUUAUACGACGAUGAUGAUGAUGAUGAUACUUAUUAUUAUUGAUACAAUUACUCUGUGGAGGGUUGGUACUAAUUAUGAUACUGUCUGUACUGAUAAUGAAAUGCCCUUUUCCUCUUGAUGAAGGGAGCUUUCUUGAGGGUCUGUCUGUUUCUCUUUUUGUCCUUGUCUUCGGUCUCUCUUGGUUUUUGUAAAUGAAUUGAAUGGCUGUUUAUUUGGCCCCAUCUGGUGGACAUAACUCUGUAACGUUGCAGUCUAUUGCAGGCAUCAUAUUGUAUCGUAUAAAGGCUCACCGCCAAACGUUCUGUGUCUGGCAGAGGAAGCCCAGUUCUGAUAUUUUCACUAAUUGAUCUUUUGACCAAUCAACUCUGAAAAAGAUCUGAUGUGAAAAGACCUGAUGUGAUUUGUCAAAGGACCAUUGGUGGAAAACAAAUACCAGAAUUAGACUUUGCUUUUACACAGGCAAUGUGACUGACUAACAUACUUACUACUCAACAGUGUUAACAUGCUAGGAGUGACCAAACCCUGCAUGUUCAGGGUUGCACAAACCAGUUAUGAAUGUAUACUUAUGGACCCUGUAUGUUUGAAUAUAUGAGCUGUUUUAAGAUCUCAUACUUCAUGUGUGAAAUCUGUGUUUUAAUGUGUUUUGUCUGUCCUGCUCCAUGUCUGGGUGCAAGUUGCAUCCUACUGUGCCUCAUCGACCCGCCUGUGUUCUCACCAACUCUUCUGUUAAUUUAUGGCCAUCUUGUAUCUCCCUGUGUCUAGUUUCUCUACGUGUCCAUCUGUAGUGUCUUGCAUUAUACAGACAGGCCCUCCCACUCCUCAGUCUCCAGCAACGAUUGUGCAAUAAACUGAAGUCUAUAUUUUUAAA